This is a messenger RNA of Drosophila obscura, 1125 nucleotides long. RefSeq lists its product as uncharacterized. The transcript is spliced from 2 exons. The record is from RefSeq and is a predicted model, not a curated record. The coding region runs from base 167 to 1048 and encodes 293 amino acids. NCBI's taxonomy places the organism in Eukaryota, Metazoa, Arthropoda, Insecta, Diptera, Drosophilidae.
GCUUGCCACCACUCAGUUGAACAUCAAAAGUGCAGUGCCCCGUUUGGACGAGUUGCGUCAGUGCAUCAGUGCCUCAUCCACAAGGAUAGCCCAAGGAGCAGCUUCUCAGCACCAGCAUCUAACAUCUGACAGACACCAGGCCAGGCCCCAGCACACCAGCUCAGACAUGAUCAAGUACGUGUGGCAUGUGGCAGCCCUCAUGAUUGUCUUCUGCUGGCUCUCAACUGCUCGCAGCGCCAGCUACCAGCACCAGCACCAGAGUCUGAACAGCCUCGGCGUCGGGCAGAAGCCUCAGCCGCAGCCACAGCCGAGUGUCGGCCAGGCCUCCAGCUCCGCAGCCGCUCCGGCCGGCUUCUGGAAGGACAUGUCGCUGGUUUACCGCAUCUACCAGCAGUGCACGGGCGAGAAUAUGUCAGUCUGCUUGAAGGUCAAGCUGUUGACCGGCCUAGAGAAGGCCUUUCGCUCGGCCAAAACGCUGUCUCUCUUCGAGGGCGUGCAGUUCGUUGCCUCUGGAAGCGGCAGCGGCAGUGAGGAGCAGAAGCGGGCCAAGUUGCCGCCAAUCAGUGAGCAGGACAUUGUGGCUGUUUUGCCUCGCAGCACGGACGCCAAGGACCAGGUACUCAACAGCAUGAUCUUCAAGCGGGUGGGAAACUUCCUCCAGGACCACACUCUGCAGGUAAAAUUUCCAGACUUGCGCGACUCGGACGGCAGCACGUCGGAGGGCCGCAAGAAAAAGGAGAAAAAGGGCAAUGGAGCCUACAUUAUGAUUCCCCUGCUGCUCGGCGGCACAUUCGUGCCGAUCGCCUACGGCGCUUUGGCCAUGCUGGCCGGCAAGGCGCUGAUUGUGUCCAAGCUGGCUCUGGUGCUCGCCUCCAUUAUUGGCAUCAAGAAGCUGCUCAGUGGCGGCGGCGGUGGCAAGGAGUCUUCGCAUGAGGUUGUCGUCAGUGGUGGCGGCCACUCGGGCUGGGGACGUGACUUCGAUAUGGCCUACAGCGGCUGGAAGCCAGCCAAGGAGCAGCACCAAGCGGGCAGCGCCAAGAGCUUGUAGGUCGCCAUCAUACGAGCAUCACGGCAGCAGGCGAGGCGAGGCGGGGCGAGGCAAGGCAAGGCCUGCAUUUGCAUUUG